Messenger RNA from Lycium ferocissimum, 822 nucleotides. Its product is annotated as 17.7 kDa class I heat shock protein-like. The coding region runs from base 105 to 569 and encodes 154 amino acids. The transcript has a single exon. Gene Ontology annotation, biological process: response to heat; response to salt stress; response to hydrogen peroxide. The record is from RefSeq and is a predicted model, not a curated record. NCBI's taxonomy places the organism in Eukaryota, Viridiplantae, Streptophyta, Magnoliopsida, Solanales, Solanaceae.
AUAAAUACCUACCAGGCCUUCUUCUUUAAAUCAGCAAAAUUGAAAGCAAACAGACAUACGAUCAUCCAAGCAAACACAGAAAAUUCUCAAAAGCUCACUGAAAAAUGUCACUGAUUCCAAGAAUCUUCGGCGAUCGACGAAGCAACAGCAUGUUCGAUCCAUUCUCAAUGGACGUAUUUGAUCCUUUCAGGGAAUUAGGCUUUCCAGGUUCCAAUUCACGAGAAACCUCUGCAUUUGCUAACACACGUGUCGACUGGAAGGAAACUCCAGAGGCUCAUGUGUUCAAGGCCGAUCUUCCAGGGCUUAAGAAGGAAGAAGUGAAAGUGGAGAUUGAAGACGAUAGGGUUCUUCAGAUUAGCGGAGAGAGGAAUGUUGAGAAAGAAGAUAAGAAUAAUACGUGGCACCGUGUGGAACGCAGUAGUGGUAAAUUUAUGAGAAGAUUUAGACUUCCAGAGAAUGCUAAGAUGGAGCAAGUUAAGGCUAAUAUGGAGAAUGGAGUGCUUACUGUUACUGUUCCUAAAGAAGAAGCGAAGAAACCUGAUGUCAAGUCUAUUCAAAUCACCGGUUAGACGCUUUGGCUGAAAGUGGACUUAUGUUUGUAUGUAGAUAUAGUAAGUAUUCUAUGGAUUGUACGGGAAAGCUAAAAUAGAGAUAUUAAGGUGUGUGGUGUUGUAAGAUUUGAAGUUUUUGGUGUCUCUGUCUUUUGCUGAGUCAGUCUUCCUGUUUGGCUAUUACCUGGUCGAUGUAUUUUCCCUUUGAACUCUAUAUGUAAAAAUUGUAGUAGUAAGUAAUAUUUAAGGUGUCAUUCUCCUAUCUCUUUAA